Messenger RNA from Musca domestica (house fly), 5365 nucleotides. It is a transcript of the gene Gmap, whose product is annotated as thyroid receptor-interacting protein 11. The record is from RefSeq and is a predicted model, not a curated record. The coding region runs from base 162 to 4766 and encodes 1534 amino acids. Gene Ontology annotation, molecular function: small GTPase binding. Gene Ontology annotation, biological process: Golgi organization; endoplasmic reticulum to Golgi vesicle-mediated transport. Gene Ontology annotation, cellular component: Golgi apparatus. NCBI's taxonomy places the organism in Eukaryota, Metazoa, Arthropoda, Insecta, Diptera, Muscidae. The transcript has 7 exons.
AACAGAACAAGACAGAUUUUUUGCUAUCAUCAUCAUUUCGUCGUUUCUUUAUAAAGAAAAAUAUUAAAAUUUUAACGAAAAAUCGAAAAAUUCAACAAAUAUUUAAGUGAAAUCUAUUGAAAAUCAAUGUGAACGUGUCUGUGUGUGAUUUGUAAACAAAAAUGUCUUGGUUAAAUAAUCUAAACCUGAAUACAAUUAAAGGUCAAUUGACCAACUUGGCAAAUGAAAUUUUGGAAGAAACUGCUGGUCCUGGUGACGAUGAGUAUCGGGGUGAUCGUCCAACAACUCCAAUUGACAACAAAACGGCCAUAGCCAUGUUGGCCGAUACCCAAAGGGAAAAAGAGGAACUGGAUAAAUUAUGUUCCGACAAAGAAAUGGAGAUUUUAGCACUACGUAAACAAAUUGAAACUCUAUUACAAAAUCAAAUUAGCGAUGCUGGGGGUGGUGGUAGAUCAAGUGGCAGUGUUGGUGGUAGUGGCGCUACGGGAGGCAGUGGACGUACCUCAAAAUCGCCAAUCGAUAAUGCAGCGGCAGGUGGUGGCGUCAGUGGGGCAUUGGAAGAUAGUUGGUGCUGGGAACCAGAUAAUGUCAAAACAACCGAUUCCGAAACCUCUUCCGGCAAUGGCAAUGAAAUUGUCAACAUCACAUUGGAGGAGAUACCCUUGGGUUCCUCUGCCAAGGGCCUGGGGAAAACGAAAAUUCAUCGUUUAGGCAGUGGCGGAAAUUCUGGAGAAUUGCAAAAACGCAUCCAUCAACUGGAGGAGGAAAAUAAACAAUUGAAUAAUUCUCUGGAAGAAUUAGAUACCCAACAUAAUCUGGAAAUGCAAAAUGUCUUAGAAUUGAAAACAGAAUUGCAGGAAAAACUCCAUAAGGUUUCCAAGGACUAUGAGAGCUUAAAGCAAAAACAUGAGGAAAAGUUUGUGCAAACUGAACUGGAAAUGGCAAAACUGAGAAAGUCUCAAGAGCAGGCAGAAACUGAAAAGCUUUCCAUUUCCCAGGAAAAUGCCACAUUAAAGCAAAAGCUUGAAGAAAGCUCGCUGGAAAUAAAACGGGUUUUUGUGGAAAUGUCGGAUUUGCAAAGUCUGUUGGAAAAGAAAACCUUGGAUAAUCAAGAGUUGAUACAACGUAUCAAAGAGGUGUCUGAAGAGGCCCAAACCGACAAGGAGGAGUUGCAGCAAAAGUUGGAUUUACUCACCCAAGAAAUUGAGCAAUUGAAGGUGACAAAAACCAAAAAGACCUCCGAAUCUUCAAACAGCAGUUCGAAUGGCAAACAAAGUGAAGAUGAGUUUAUUGUGGUCAGUGAAAAGGAUGCCAACUCCCCUUCGUCGGGAGGCACCCCACCCUCCAAGGAAGAGCUUAAAGAUCGUGUUGUGGCCUUGGAAAAUCGUGUUUCAGAAUUAACCCUGGAAAAUGGCAGCCUUUCUCUGAAGCUACAAGAUCGUGAAAUGGAAAAGGAAUUAUCCCUAAAGGUCCUCAAGGAUAAUCUCAAAACUUUGCAGCAGGAAAACGAUGAGCUCAAUGAAAAAUUACGCAUGGCCUUGAUUGAUCUUGAGGAUCAACAAUUUAAAAUUUCGGAUUUGAAAGAAAAAGCUUCAGAGGCCAUUAUUGCCCAAGAGCAACUUAAAGCUCUGAAUGAAGAGAAACUGAAAUUUGCUGCCGAAAUCAAGGAGAUGCGGGAGUACAUGAACAACUCCUUGGAGUUGGAGAAACGUCUCAUCCUGGCAGAGCAAGAAAAGGAAACUUUGCAAUUAGAAUUGCAAAGCUCUAAGGGUGCCGUGGAGAGGAUCAAUGCCAUGGAACAGAAAAUACAAAAUCUGACCUAUGAAAAUCAACAGCUUAAACUCAACGCUGAGGCUGAGACGGAAACGCUUAAUAAUAGUGCCGAGUUGGAGGAAAAGCUCAAGGAGCUCAGUGUUGAAAAUACCCAGCUCAAAACAGAGCUGCAAGAGAGAUCUGCUAACAGCAAAAAACAACAAUGCGUCACGGAUUUGGAUGAUGAGGAAGGCGAUGAUGAUGGUGUUAGCAGUACGAAUGACGAAAGCUUUUCAAUGGAUAAGCUUAAGAGCUUACUCAAGGCUUUCUCAACUUCCUCUACAGAUUUACAAAGUCUAAAUCUGGAAGAAUAUGAGAUAUUCUAUAAAAAUCUCAAGGAAAAACUGAGCAAAAUUGAUUCCCUACAACGCGACCUAAAUCACAUGUCCGCCGAGGUAAUGGAUUUGCAGGAUAGCAAAUUAAUGUGGGAUCAUGAAAAGAAAACCCUGGAGGCGGACAUCUCCCAAUACAUCCUGCAGUGCGACGAGCUAAUGAAAAACAACGAAAUACUCUUAAACGAAUUGGAAAACUACAAACGCAACAAACUCGAAACGAUCCACGAAAAUAACGAGGAAAAUGUCAUGCAGCUAGAGACUCAACUGGAUGAGUGUACCAAACUGAAUCGUACCCUAGAACAGGAAUACAUGGAGUUGAAUGAAAAAAUCGACGAGUUGGAAAAGGAAAAUCAAACACUCAAUGAGAAGCUGAGAGAGUCUCAGCGGCAGUAUGAAAGCCUAACCACAAGGGAAAAGGAUCUAAAUCUCCAGGUGGAGACCUUGGAAUUGGAGAAGUCUAAUUUAUUGCUGAAAUUCAAUGAAUUCGAUUCUAAGGCUCAUGAAAACGAGGAGGAGAGUAAAAAGCUCCAAGAAUUCCAAGCGAAAUGCAAUGACUUGGAACAACAGCUGUCGACAUUGGCCCGAGAUCAUGCCGAUCUGGUCAAUGCCAUGCAGAAGCAAAAGGAAAGUCUCCAAGAAAACAUACUUGCCAAGGAGGAGGCCGAGAAGCAGCUAAGGGCCCAGGAAAUUGCCAUGCAUACCAGAAUGGAAGUGGAGAAGGUCAGCCAACAAGAAUUACAAGAGAAAUUAAACAAAUCCUCAGCGGAGGCCGAGAAAUUCCAACAGGAACUAAUGGCAAAGAAUAUUGUUUGUGAAAGUCUACAACAAGAAAUUAAAGUUUUGCAAUCCUAUGUCCAGGGGGCAGAGACACUGGCCAAUGAAAAGGUUCAACUUGAGGAGCAGCUCAUGGAAAAACAACAACAAACCCAAGAGCUGCAAGAAGAACUCAAGAGCUUAAAGGAGAAACAGGACUCGAUGAUGAAAGAACUAGAAGUCCUUGAGAAAACCAAAGCAGCAGAAGAAACCUCAACAGAAAGCCUGGCAAAAAUUGCCGAGCUGGAGGCCAAACUUUUGGCCACGGCAGAUUUGCAAAAAUCCCUGGAAACUCUGCAAUUUGAAAAACAGGAAUUAAUCAAAGCUUUACAACAAAAACAUGCCGAAAAUAUGCAAUACUAUAUGGAGAUACAAAGAUUAACACCCUUGGUGGGUCAACCACAAACAGAAACAGCUGAACCAUCCGCCACGGCCUCUCCAGACACCGUGAAACCCUGUGAUAAAUGCCCACAAUUGGAAACAACAAUUACGGAGCUGAAAAAACAACAAGAAAAAUUCCAAGAUCAAAUUAAUUUCCUCAAAGAAAAAUCAGAUAUUUUGACAACGAACCUCCUAACGGAACAAACCAAUCAGAAAUUGGUACAAGAGGAAAAGGCUGAUGUCUUGGAGCAGAAUGCCACGCUACGUAAAGAUGUGGAACGUUUGAGAGCUCAUCUCUUGGAAAUCGAGGAUAUGCACACACAGGAGUCGGUAGAAAUGCAAAGAGAGUUGGAUGAAACCAAGGCCCGCAUGCAGGAGCUGGAAAUUGAAGUUUCGAAAUCCAGCAAUGCCUAUACAUCGGCAAGCAUUCGUGCCAAUCAGCAUGCCGAAACACUGCAGGCCCAAUAUGCCCUAGUUAUACAACAACGUGACGAAUUGCUACACAAGCUAUCACUGGCCGAAGAUCGUGAAUCGAAAAAUCAGGCUGCCUUAACGAAUUUGCAAUGUGCUUUGGAACAGUUUCAGAAUGACAAAGAAAACGACAUCAAAUCGGCCACGUUGCGUAUACGCAAAGAAUUACAACAGCAUUUGGACAAAGAAUCCCAACUACAAUUGGAAAUACAACAGCUGCAAGCCCAAUUGGCCGAUGCCACACAGGGCUUAAAUGCUGCUGCCCGUUUGUCCGAUCAAUUGGAAUCAUGUCAACAGACCAUACAGGCCUUAAGAGAGGAGGUGGAUACCCUAAAGCAACUGAAUGCUGGCUUGGAAAAGAAAUUAUCUUCGGCGGAAUCUAGUCAAUCGGAUAAGAUCGAAAAGUCACUCAUCAAGAGUUUACUUAUCGGCUAUGUGGUCAGUCAAAAUCCGAAUGAUAAGCAGCAGAUUUUGCGUAUGAUUUCCUCGGUACUGGAUUUCAAUCAGGGAGAAACCGAUAAGGUGGGACUUAAUAAACAACAAGGUGGAUGGUUGGGAUCCUUGUUGGGCGGUGGUGGUGGAGCAAGUGGAGGUGCGGCAGGUUCCCAUUCCAAAGACAACUUGGUACAGGCUUUUGUACAAUUUCUCGAACAGGAAUCUCAGCCACAAUCACAGCGUCAACAAAUGCCCAAUUUGCUUAAUAUACAACAUUCCUCAACGUCGGCGGCCACAACAUCAUCGCGGCGUUCAUCACAAAUUACCAAUCCUAUUUCACCGUCACAACAACAACAGCAGCAGGCAACGACGGCAUCUCAAUCAGCAUCACCUUCAACAGCAACUACUCACACACCCGUGCCCAUACAACCUUUGCUACUUACUUCAACGGUUUUAGAUGAAUUCUCACCCACACGAAAUUCAAGUUCCAUACUAAAGGACAUCUUGAGUGAUUCGUGAUUAUUGUAAUAGAAAUACUUAAAAUUAUUUUUACGUUUUCCUUUUGCCUUAUUAGUUUCCUUCUUUGAUUUAUAAUAAAGUUUUGUUUAUUAUUAGAUAUAUUUUCUUUUCAAAAAAAUGACCUUUUGAAUUUCAAUUAUUUUUUUUUUCCAAAAAGAAUCUUUAAAUGUAAAUCAUUAAAUGUAACUCCCUUACUGUGGAUAGUGCAAUUAUUUUGUGAACUUUUCCUUUUGAUAUUUCCUGUUCUUGAUAUUGACAAUUUAAUUUGUUAUUGUUUCAAAUAUGCAAAAACAAUUUUUGUUCCAUUUGUUUUGAAAAAAAAAUUGAUAAUUUCCUAUUAUUUUUGUAUAAUUUCCAAUUAUUUGCCAUUAGAUCCCCUUUGUACAUAGUGUUGUAACCGUGAUUAAUUAUGUUGAAAGACAAUUUUUCAUUAUUUGUUUUUUUUUUAUUUGAGGCAAACACCAUAGCUAUAUAAAUAUUGUAUACAAGAAGAAAAAAAUAAGAAAACAUCUACAUAUUUGUAAAUCCUUUAUCUGAUUUCUGAUAUAUAAUCCACUUCUAAAUAAACAAGAAAAAAAAAAAACAUAAUUUUAAGAAAA